UCUUUUUUUUUUUUUAAUUACUUAUUCUAGAAACCUCGAGGAAGUAUCAGUGGUACGUUGGCCUAAAUUUUUGGUGAAUGAACUUUCAUGAUAGUCUUUGGAUUUGUUUUAUUAUAUAUACAACAUAUAUAUAUAUAUUCAUAUAUAUUCAUUCAUCAAUAUAUUUGUAUCUCAUCUCUUUUUAUUUCCCUCCUCCUCUUUUUUUUUUUUUUUUUUUUAUUAUACAUACAUCCAUUUCUUUCUUCUGUUAUUAUCAUCAUCACUUUCUCCAUCAUUUUUCUUUCUCUUACCAUUCUCUUAUUUUGAAUACAUACACAAAAAAAAAGGACAAAAAAGAACAAAAGGUAAAACUCACACACCCAAAAAAAAAAAAUUCAAAACGGUACAUCCCCCACCUUAUAGUAUAUACUUUUUUUUAGUGAAACCCAUUAUUACUUUUCUUUCUAGUUGUUAGUUUGCUUUUUAUAUGACCCCUUUUUGUAAUUUCUCUUUCUUCAUUAUUAUUUUUUUUUCUUUUUAUUUUCCACAAUAUUUUUUUUU
This is a messenger RNA of Halteromyces radiatus, 540 nucleotides long. RefSeq lists its product as uncharacterized. The transcript has a single exon. Bases 78 to 419 code for a protein of 113 amino acids. Lineage: Eukaryota; Fungi; Mucoromycota; Mucoromycetes; Mucorales; Cunninghamellaceae. The record is from RefSeq and is a predicted model, not a curated record.